Messenger RNA from Hemicordylus capensis (graceful crag lizard), 2587 nucleotides. It is a transcript of the gene ST6GALNAC5, whose product is annotated as ST6 N-acetylgalactosaminide alpha-2,6-sialyltransferase 5. Gene Ontology annotation, biological process: ganglioside biosynthetic process; oligosaccharide metabolic process. The record is from RefSeq and is a predicted model, not a curated record. Bases 197 to 1228 code for a protein of 343 amino acids. Gene Ontology annotation, molecular function: alpha-N-acetylgalactosaminide alpha-2,6-sialyltransferase activity. The transcript is spliced from 5 exons. Lineage: Eukaryota; Metazoa; Chordata; Lepidosauria; Squamata; Cordylidae.
GUCUCUAAUCUCUGCAACAGCCGUGUGCUUCCCACAGCAGCUCAAGGUUGGGCUGAUUUUGACCGUGGCUUUGGAUUUUUCGCCCCCAAUCGCCGGCAGGAAAGAUGUCACUGCCUCCCUCGCAAUGGAAGCCCUAGAGGAAAAAGUGGCUUCAGUGCUCGAGCUUGAGAUCUUGGUAUAAAGGAGGUGCACAAAAAUGAAGACGCUGAUGCGACAUGGAUUGGCUGUGUUUUUAGCGCUCACCACCAUGUGCACUAGCUUGUUGCUCAUGUACGGCAGCAUCGGUGGAGGAGGAGGAGGGGGCGGCGGCAGUGGAGGCGGCGGCGGCCGGAAGGAGCAAAGCCAGCAGCAGCAGGUGGCGGUGACAGCCAGCCAAAAACCGGAGAGCCAGCAGCCACCGGACAGCAGCGGCCCCCGACGCCUCCCGGGCCUCUCCUCUCCGCCCUUGGAAGGCUACAUCAGUGUCCUGGACCACAAGCCUUUGAAAAUGCACUGUACAAGCUGUGCCCUGGUAACAAGCUCUGGACACCUUUUGCGAAGCCAACAAAGUGACAAGAUUGACCAGACGGAAUGUGUAAUACGAAUGAAUGAUGCACCCACACGGGGAUUUGGAAAAGAUGUUGGAAACAAGACAAGCCUGCGAGUCAUAGCUCACUCCAGUAUCCAGAGAAUUUUGCGAAAUCGCAAUGAACUGUUAAAUACAAGCCAAGGGACAGUAUUCAUCUUCUGGGGUCCUAGCAGCUACAUGAGGAGAGAUGGGAAAGGAUUAGUUUAUAAUAAUCUGCAACUGAUGAAUCAGAUACUACCUCAAUUAAAAGUAUACAUGAUAUCUCGUCACAAGAUGCUUCAGUUUGAUGAGCUGUUCAAACGCGAAACUGGAAAAGACAGGAAGAUAUCCAACACUUGGCUUAGCACUGGAUGGUUCACAAUGAGUAUUGCAUUAGAGCUAUGCGACAGGAUAGACGUCUAUGGGAUGGUGCCACCAGAUUUCUGCAGGGAUCCUAAUCAUCCUUCAGUACCUUAUCAUUAUUAUGAACCUCUGGGACCUGAUGAAUGUACAAUGUACAUUUCACAUGAACGGGGAAGAAAGGGCAGUCAUCAUCGUUUUAUCACAGAAAAACGAGUAUUUGAGAACUGGGCUCGAACAUUCAAUAUUCAUUUUUUUCAACCAGACUGGAAACCAGAAUCGCUUACUAUAAAUCACGCUAAGAUUAAACUGGUAUUCUGAAGAAUGAACGCACAAGGCUGCAAUCACAAUCACCUACAGUAUCAGGCUUCAGGGGAUUGAACAUCAUAUCACAGCAAGCCAACCUAAAAGGGAAAGGUUAACAGGGUUUGUGGAUGAAAACUGCUACAAUAUUCAGGAAGUUAUUGCAAAGGAAUACUUUAAAAGUACAUUUUGUAUCCGAUUUAUCUUAUUCAAAUAUUGUAACUUCUGUCCAUCAACCUCACAUAUGUGUGUAUGUGAUUUGUUCAAAAGAAGAAAAAGCUGAAGAAACGUGUGGUAUAAUGAACACAAUUAAAGAUAUUUAAUUCGUUAUGUUUCUAAGGCACAUUGCCACUGGGUUUUCAUAGUGACAUUUAACAGUUACUUGCUUAGUGGAAGUUUUUAAUGCAAUCUGGUAUUUUUCUAUUUCACAAUGAUAUGAUUAUUUAUCUUUCAUAAUCCCUGCAAAACUGAGGAUUUAUAUUGCUGCUGGUUUAAGGCCCAGCUUCUUGUUUAUACAUUUUCUCUUUGAAAUACAGGAUGAUUCUAUCUAGCAUGUAAUUAAUAUUUGAUCUGGGAGCAAUGUAUUUUAUUUAUUUUUCGUUCUUGGGCUGCUUUCCAACAUAGGUUUGACAGCAAGCACAUCCUUAUGUGAAGCCCUAGAAGAGAGUGAUGCCUACAGAUAUAAUAGAUGGCAUCAAACACACAAUUGACUUUCUAGACCCCAGCUGUUGUUUUUAGUCUUUUGGUAUUCCUGAUAACUCAGCUUCCAAACAGCAGCAGUCUGGUCUUGUGUUCUCCCUGCAGCCCUAAGGCCCAUGCAAAAGGUGCCCCAAACCUAUGUUACAUUCCACCAACUAGCAGUGGGUUUUGGUUUGUUGUUUUGGCCAUGAAUUCUAAGCAAAUGUUCAGUUCUUUAUUUAUGUAUGUAUUUUUUUAAUUAAAGGGCAAACUUAGAAGGGUGGCAGAGAAGGCAUGCAGAAACCCGCAGGAAGUGGAAUGAGUUGAGGUAGUGAUGAAAACGAUGGCAGCAAGAUUUGUGAAUACAAGGUUUGUAAAUACGUUUGUGUAUAAUUAAGCAGUAUUUGAGAGAAAGCAAGCAAAGGCAGUUCAUGCCACUAACCAACACCACUUAGGUUUUCAAGUGUAGUAAACAUCAGUGCAGACUGAACCUGUGGCUCGGUUCUCUUGAACAAUGAAUUUUGUGGCCUGACUGGCACAGAUUUGUGAAAUCUGUUGAUCUCUUUGGGAUGCACAAGAGAACAUUUAAUUCUUAUGGAUUGGAGUGAAUGGCACUAAUAGUUCUAUAGAUAGAGACUUGCAAAUUUAUGUUUUUGUGGGAUUAUACCUGGUUUAUGAAUAAAGACAGUUCCAUUUUCA